AUGUUAAGGUUUUAUCAAGUAGUUGGAGCCUUGGGAGUUGUCCACAAUGCUUUGCCUAUACUAAGAGUUGGCAACAGUUCACUAACCAGAGGGACUGGUGCCUUUUGCAAGACUAAAAUCGUGGCAGUUCCAGAAGCUAAUGCGCAAUUCCAUUUCACCACUAACAAAAAAUAUUUCUACUCUUAUACUCUUAAAAGUAGAAUGAAUGGUGUACUGGCCACAAAAGGAGGCAUUGCUUUGAUAGUCUUAUACUUCAUAAGGUCUUAAAAAACACCACUUGUGAGAGCAACAUAAACAGAUUUUAACCUGUACCUCAUCUAUUAAGUUCCCAUGCCUGGAGAAGCUAAUAUCAACCCAUCAUGUGAUACUCAAUUUGUACAAUAAAUUAUGAACCUGGAACAAAAAAAAAA
Mustela erminea (ermine) is the source of this 410-nucleotide messenger RNA. Its product is annotated as ATP synthase membrane subunit DAPIT, mitochondrial-like. The record is from RefSeq and is a predicted model, not a curated record. Lineage: Eukaryota; Metazoa; Chordata; Mammalia; Carnivora; Mustelidae.